AUGGAUAUCGUACGCGACUGCGCCGGAGACGUUUUCGAGGGCAUCGAAAAUAUCGAGGAGGUCAUUGAUAAGCUGGAGCAUUUCUACACACGAUAUCUGGAGCUGACACUUGCAAAGUCCAGCAAAACAACAGGUCGAACUCGCACUUACCCGCACCGUCGAGGAAAGAUGUUGGAUGCUCACAGGGCCUUGCUUGCCGCCAAAGUCGAAGAGCUCUACGCCACCAACGGGAAACGGUGCAACAGCAACUGGACAGAUAUUAUGGCUUACGCCGAGUCUUUAAUGUGCCUCAAAGACGAUGACAUCGUGGGAGUGAGGCAGUACUUGCAAGACACCACCAGGAAGUUCACCCGUCAAGAGAAGCUCAACUCUGAUCCAAAUACCGGCAUUGGUAAUGCACCCAGGGCCAAUGGUGGCCGUUCCAAGUACCUCCAUCUCGAAAUCGCACUCUUCAGAGUGGCGAAGCUGCUGCACCCGGACCUCCUGCUGAACAUGCGCCAGGCUGAAGCCAUUGUCCGGGCCUGUAUCCAAAGGCUGGGCGGAAGCGCCUAUCAGGGGGUCGUUGACCUCGUUGACAUCCCCUCUUCCAAGUGGAUCGCCACCCUAUUCAGGUACGCAGGGUACCGGUGGCGACAGCAGGCUGCAGAGCGUGAUCAUGUUGACGUGAGGGCUGCUCUGAGAGGCACCAUUGCCUUGUGGCCAAUAAUCAAGAAUGUUCCGCUCAACCGUAUCUUCAAUGCCGACCAGACGAACUGCGAGUUGACGGGAUCUUUCAACAUCAAAUGUCUCACGAAGAAGGGGAGCGUCAGCAAGGACAGCGGGAGAGGCGGAGACUCUUUCACGCAAUUUUCUGUUGCAAACAUGGACGGCACCAAGAAAUCAGACUUUUUCCUGUAUGUCAGAGACCUUAUGGGUGAAGCCCUUCCAGACUUUCAGCUUCAUCUCAACGAGGUCAUCUCUCCAGCUCAAUCCAAGAAGUUCGAGGAGGAAGCCAAGGCAAAGUAUGCGUACUUUGGAGAUGAAAUCAAGACCCUGCGCGCAGCUCUGAAUGAGGCGGUAAAGGAAGUUAAUGCCACCGAAAAAGUUGUGACAGCUCGUGCCAAUGAGCUGAAAGCCGUGGAGAAUGUGAUCGGGAAAGAGGCGGCAGUGAAGAACAGGGAGGAAAAGGCAAGGGAGAACGCGGAGAAGAAGGCGCAAUCAAAGAAGAAGGCGGCGGAGAGGGCGGCGAGACUUUUGGAAGAAAAGAAGGCCAAAGCUGCGGCCCGGGAAGUGAAACGAUUGGCUCAAAUCAACAAGAAGAGAGAAGAGGCUGAGGCGCGACUCAGGAAAAAGGGAAAGACGAUGGUUCGGGAAGAAGUUGCUACGAGUGGCCAAGGUAUCGAUUCUGCCACUUGUUCUCUCUCUGACGUUCAGCCAGUCGCAAUUUGUUCUCUAUCUGAGAACGUUCUGCCAGCCGCCUCCACUUGUUCUUCAUCUGAUGUUCAGCCAGCCGUCCCUCAGCAGCCCCUCAGCCAGCCCCUCAGCUAG
Molecule: messenger RNA, 1527 nt
Organism: Yarrowia lipolytica CLIB122
Lineage: Eukaryota; Fungi; Ascomycota; Dipodascomycetes; Dipodascales
Source: RefSeq, a predicted model, not a curated record